AUGGCCGGCGCCCCCAGCCCGCUCUGCCUGGCCCUGCUGCUGCUCGGGGCGGUGGGCAGGGCCGGCCCCCGCCCCCAGGGUGCCACUGUGUCCCUCUCAGAGACAGUGCAGAAAUGGCGAGAAUACCGACACCAGUGCCAACGCUUCCUGACUGAGGCUCCACCCCCAGCCACAGGCCUGUUUUGCAAUCGGACCUUCGAUGAGUAUGCCUGCUGGCCAGACGGGCUGCCGGGCUCCUUCGUGAAUGUCAGCUGCCCCUGGUACCUGCCCUGGGCCAGCAGUGUGCUGCAGGGCCACGUGUACCGGUUCUGCACAGCCGAGGGCCUGUGGCUGCGCCAGGACAACUCCAGCCUGCCCUGGAGGAACCUGUCUGAGUGCGAGGAGUCCAAGCGAGGGGAGAGAAGCUCCCCAGAGGAGCAGCUCCUGUCCUUUUCCAUCAUCUACACGGUGGGCUACACACUCUCCUUCUCCGCUCUGGUCAUCGCCUCGGCCAUCCUCCUGAGCUUCAGACACCUGCACUGCACCCGGAAUUACAUCCACCUGAACCUGUUUGCGUCCUUCAUCCUCCGAGCGCUGUCCGUCUUCAUCAGGGACGCGGUCCUCAAGUGGAUGUACAGCACAGCCCCCCAGCAGCACCAAUGGGAUGGACUCCUCUCCUACCAGGAUUCUCUGGGCUGCCGCCUGGUGUUCCUGCUCAUGCAGUACUGCGUGGCGGCCAAUUACUACUGGCUCCUGGUGGAGGGCGUGUACCUGUACACGCUGCUGGCCUUCUCAGUCUUCUCCGAGCAGCGCAUCUUCAGGCUCUAUCUGAGCAUAGGCUGGGGUGUCCCCCUGCUGUUUGUUAUCCCUUGGGGCAUUGUCAAGUACCUCUAUGAGGAUGAAGGCUGCUGGACCAGGAACUCAAACAUGAAUUACUGGCUCAUUAUCCGGCUGCCCAUUCUCUUUGCCAUUGGGGUGAACUUCCUCAUCUUUGUCCGGGUCAUCUGCAUUGUGGUGUCCAAACUGAAAGCCAAUCUCAUGUGCAAGACGGACAUCAAGUGCAGACUUGCCAAGUCCACACUGACGCUCAUCCCCCUGCUGGGAACCCAUGAGGUCGUCUUUGCCUUUGUGAUGGAUGAACAUGCACGGGGGACGCUGCGCUUCAUCAAGCUGUUCACAGAGCUCUCCUUCACCUCCUUCCAGGGGCUGAUGGUGGCCAUCUUGUACUGCUUUGUCAACAAUGAGGUCCAGAUGGAGUUUCGGAGGAGCUGGGAGCGCUGGCGGCUCAAGCACUUGCACAUCCAGAGGGACAGCAGCAUGAAGCCCCUCAAGUGUCCCACCAGUAGCCUGACCAGCGGGGGCACGGUGGGCAGCAGUGUGUAUGCAGCCUCCUGCCAGGCCUCCUGCAGCUAAGCCCCCCAGCCCCUACCCUUCCUGUGGUCUCGCUGCUGGCUGGGUGGCCACCCUGGGUGGGAGAGACCCUGCCAGGGCUGGGGAAGGGAGGGACGCACGCACACACCCAUUCCUGCUUUCCCUUCCCAAACCCAUCAGGCAGGCAAUGGGCAGUGCCUCCUGGGACCCGUGGCUACAUUUCCUCUGUGGAGAAACAGCCUAGUAAUUUGAUCACUAUGGCAGGAGAGAAAAAAUGUUGCUAAAAUGAGGAGGAUUUCUUCCCGUUAAGCCACUAGGUCCCUGGGGUUCCCCAAGACAGAGCAGCAAAUCAGCCCCAGACUUGCACUCAAGGUCAGUGGCUUAUUAGUGGGAUUGGGCUUGCAAGAGGAGGUGGUUCUGAAAGAGGCUCACAUAACCUCAGCCAAGCAGAGCUUAGGGAACGUGAGCCAAGUCUGCUGGCCUCCAGUUAGGUCACCAUUGCCACCCCCCACUGCCUCCUCAUUAAGGGGCACUGUUCACAUUGCUUGUUCAUCUCGCUCCCUCAUCUCGCCACCUCGCCUUUGGGGGCCUUUGGUUGGGCCACCGGCAGCUGUUUCUAGAAGUGCUGACAAUGAACACUGAGAAGGUGCCUGAUGGUUUCCUUCGCUGGUGCCCACUUCUCCCGUGGGUGUUUGACCUGCUUUGGUGGCUGCUCCCACUAUGUCCAGGGAACCGGGGCAAGUCCACUGCUGAGGAGCCCAGCUCUUGGCAUGAACUCUGAAUUCUAUUCUAGAGUUGCUCCAGAAUCCUCUAGGGUUCAACUAGGGAACUUGAGGAAUAUUUGCACUGGGAGAGCUACAGUGUACCUGCAACUGUCGGGAACCUAGAAGGCCGAGAGCUUUACUUCCACCUCUCCGUGGAAAUGCUUUUUAUUUGUGACCAGACUAUGGGAGUUUGGGGGUGCCCUCUAACUUUAAGAGAUGUGACCAAAAAGAGACUUCUGGGGAAACUACCUGUCGCCACUGUUACCAUGGAGGCAGUCUUCCCCUAUCCUUGGUUUCUUCCCCCUUGAAAUUCUCCUGCUUGGAAGCCUGUAUAUAUACUUAAUGCAUUUUUCUUUAUUGCCGUGAAUAGUCUGCAUGUGCAAGUGUGCAAUUCUGACUCCUCCCACCUGAUGGAAAAAAGAACUAAAUCAUUGUGAUUGUGAUAUUUUUGGGGGAGUGGGGUAGUUGAUUUGACUCACCUACAUUUUGAGCUAAUCAAUGUUUUCCCUGCCUCUAGUUUGAUCCCAUAAAUAAUGACCAGCAGACAGGCUAGAGAGGAGAAACCUAUCAGUCCUGCCCCAGCCAUGGUGAGAGGGCAGACCUGUAGCAGCACCACGGAGACCCAGACAAAAGCGAAACAGCCAUCCAAGGGAGUUUGUGGAUGCAAAGGAAGUUUCCAGAGCAGGAGAAAACUCUUAGGAGUCCCGACCUCCUGGGAAGGCAGAGAGAGAAGCUUCGGAUGAAUUCCUUUAUGAGUCCAUCUCUCCCUCCUUCCCCUUUGUAAGUGGUGGGGGACCCUCCCCAAAGCCUUGCACCAGACAUAUUUUCCUGUGCCUCUCAGAGAGCCAUGUGAUGGAUGUACGGGGAAAAUAAUAAUGGGACAUAAAACACAUCAAGCAGAAAAUUUCUUAUACUUCA
Messenger RNA from Felis catus (domestic cat), 3032 nucleotides. RefSeq names its product glucagon like peptide 1 receptor (gene GLP1R). The transcript is spliced from 13 exons. Bases 1 to 1392 code for a protein of 463 amino acids. Gene Ontology annotation, biological process: adenylate cyclase-activating G protein-coupled receptor signaling pathway; cell surface receptor signaling pathway. Lineage: Eukaryota; Metazoa; Chordata; Mammalia; Carnivora; Felidae. Gene Ontology annotation, cellular component: plasma membrane. Gene Ontology annotation, molecular function: glucagon receptor activity; peptide hormone binding. The record is from RefSeq and is a predicted model, not a curated record.